AUGGAAGAACUCGACGUUGACUACCUGGAAGUCACGGGGCCUUGCGUGGUGCUGCCCUACAUGAACAAGGGAACUUUUAACCUCGGAACUACUGUUCGGAACCACGGCAACAUGCUACUCGUAGCCCAAGGACCUGGAUACGUGUACGUAGAGAAGGACUUUAAGAAUCCAAUCAUCGUCCAACUAAGUCUUCACUUUGGGAUAACGAUGGAACCAAGUGACGAUGAUCGCGGGUUGCUGAAAUGGAUGCGUCGACGGCUGUGCGGCUGGGACCUGGCUUCAGCCCUCAUCGCGGCUGGUGUCCGCUCUGUGACCUACGUCGACUACGCGAUGAAGGGUAAACUGAAACAAGAAUUGUCGUGGAUGUAG
Messenger RNA from Phytophthora nicotianae INRA-310, 369 nucleotides. RefSeq lists its product as hypothetical. The coding region runs from base 1 to 369 and encodes 122 amino acids. The record is from RefSeq and is a predicted model, not a curated record. The transcript has 2 exons. NCBI's taxonomy places the organism in Eukaryota, Oomycota, Peronosporomycetes, Peronosporales, Peronosporaceae.